Molecule: messenger RNA, 2162 nt
Organism: Sinocyclocheilus grahami
Lineage: Eukaryota; Metazoa; Chordata; Actinopteri; Cypriniformes; Cyprinidae
Product: mothers against decapentaplegic homolog 1-like
Exons: 7
Coding region: 474-1589 (371 amino acids)
Biological process (GO): regulation of transcription by RNA polymerase II; SMAD protein signal transduction; transforming growth factor beta receptor signaling pathway
Cellular component (GO): heteromeric SMAD protein complex
Molecular function (GO): I-SMAD binding; RNA polymerase II cis-regulatory region sequence-specific DNA binding; DNA-binding transcription factor activity, RNA polymerase II-specific
Source: RefSeq, a predicted model, not a curated record
ACGGGUGAGAGACGAGAGGGAAAGAGAGGCAGGGAAAAAGAGAAAAAACCUCCUUCAUGUCGGUGUCUGUGAAACAGAGCAGAGGUCGACAGACGCUACACCACUUCAUGAAAGGUGCCCCUUUUCGAAGUGUCAGCCUCUGACCACAGCCAGUAUCUGGCAUGGAUUAGUCUCUAAUAUCUAAUAGUCGUCUCAUCGUUGUUUUCAACCUUAAUUUCUCAAUUGCCCUUUACACUAAUUCUCGGAGUGGUUGUGACCCAGUUCCACCCGCUUCCUGCUUCACUGCAGGACUUCCUGAGCCCUGAGCACCAGCAGCUGUGUCCUGCCUCGACUUCCUGUCCUUGGUCGUGCAAGGCUAAGCUCGUCCACUCCCCUACCCCCCCCCACAUACACAAACACACACAUAAUCAUCUUCCUGGCACACUGUGGGCCGAGAGCGCUUCAGAUCCCGCUUCCUGGUGCAGCCCAGCACUAUGACCUCCAUGUCCAGUCUGUUCUCCUUCACCAGCCCGGCGGUGAAGCGGUUGCUGGGCUGGAAGCAGGGCGACGAGGAGGAAAAAUGGGCGGAAAAGGCUGUGGAUGCCCUGGUGAAGAAGCUGAAGAAGAAAAAGGGCGCCAUGGAGGACUUGGAGAAGGCCCUCAGCAGCCCCGGACAGCCCAGCAAAUGUGUGACCAUCCCCCGGUCGCUGGAUGGGCGGCUGCAGGUGUCCCACAGGAAAGGCCUGCCUCACGUCAUCUACUGCCGCGUGUGGCGCUGGCCUGACCUGCAGUCCCAUCACGAGCUCAAACCCCUCGAGGUGUGCGAGUAUCCGUUCGGUUCCAAACAGAAAGAAGUGUGUAUCAACCCAUAUCACUACAAACGAGUUGAAAGUCCUGGUAAGUCAAGACUGAUGUGUUCUGAUACCCCUCCUCCUGCCUACAUGCCUCCAGAUGAACAGAUGGGACAGGACGGGUCUCAGUCCAUGGAGACUGGCAGCAGCAUGGUUCCUCAGAACAUGCCCAGAGGGGUCUGUGGUGUCUCUUUACCAGCUGAUACCCCUCCUCCUGCCUACAUGCCUCCAGAUGAACAGAUGGGACAGGACGGGUCUCAGUCCAUGGAGACUGGCAGCAGCAUGGUUCCUCAGAACAUGCCCAGAGGGGGUAAGAAACUAUUGACGUCCUAUUCAGAAGUAAUCCAGAUUGGCAAAGGUGUCCACCUGUAUUAUGUUGGAGGAGAAGUGUAUGCAGAGUGUCUGAGUGACACCAGCAUUUUCGUCCAGAGUCGAAACUGCAACUACCAUCAUGGCUUCCACCCGACAACUGUCUGCAAAAUCCCCAGCGGCUGCAGCCUUAAGAUCUUCAACAACCAAGAAUUCGCUCAGCUGCUCGCUCAGUCUGUCAACCACGGAUUCGAGGCCGUCUACGAGCUCACCAAGAUGUGCACCAUCCGCAUGAGCUUUGUAAAGGGCUGGGGCGCAGAGUAUCACAGACAAGAUGUGACGAGCACCCCUUGCUGGAUAGAAGUGCAUCUUCACGGUCCCCUCCAAUGGCUGGAUAAAGUCCUAACACAAAUGGGUUCUCCUCUGAACCCCAUCUCUUCUGUCUCAUAAUGAAGGGCCCUGCUGGGCUGGGAGAGUCUUUUUUUUUGGUUUUUCUUUUCUUUUUUUUUCUUCACUUUUGAAAGAAAAGGAGAUAUUAAGGGCUGAACUGUUUACACUACCUGCAGAAGGGUGACCGGAUCCUGCGGCAGUCAGAACGAGAAGAAUGAACUGGGGCUACAAGCACAUCUAGCUGAGGAAAAUUCUAGGCAGUGACACAAAAUGGACUAACUACUGCUUUAGCAAUUACCUUCUUGUUUGUUUGUUUUUUUGCAUACAAUUGUUUUAAAAUGAUGCUUGUAUGACUGAUUUUCUCUAACUGUAGGUAAUCUAGUAGAUGAAACUGACAUGCUUUCAUGUAUCUCUACUUCACUUUACACCAGUUGAAAAUGGCAAUUUCCUAGUUCUAUGAGAAUCUUUUUAAUUGCAAUGUUGUCUAAUCCCUGUUAUUUACAAGGCAUAUUUUCAUUUAUAUGUUUACUGUUAGACUCAAAGCUCAUUACAAAUGUUUCCUUUUUAUAGCAUCUUUUGCCUUAAGGCAAAUCAAAGUUACUGCUUUUAAAUAAAGUUCUUUUAUCUGAAAAA